Molecule: messenger RNA, 1104 nt
Organism: Lachancea mirantina
Lineage: Eukaryota; Fungi; Ascomycota; Saccharomycetes; Saccharomycetales; Saccharomycetaceae
Source: the annotation of a GenBank genome assembly
AUGCCCAGAAAGACGCUCUCGGAGUUGGAAAGAGAAGCUAGGGAAUCAGGUCCGUUUUUGGGUAGCGACGAAACUGCCUCGAAUUUCAAAGAUGCCGGACGGGCAGUUGAUAUGAAGGAGGAUACCACCCAGCAGGUUAAACCAUGGGUUCAUUUUGUUGCAGGAGGAAUUGGUGGAAUGGCAGGUGCAGUGGUGACAUGUCCCUUUGACGUGGUUAAGACUCGUUUACAAAGCGACGUGUAUCAGGCAGCGUAUCGAUCGAAUGGUCACAAUGCAGCAACUUCAGCAAAUUUCCUGAAAGAUGGUGCUCGACAUUUUAGGGAGACCUUAGGCAUCAUAUCGAGCGUUUAUAGACAAGAAGGUUUCCGAAGUUUGUUCAAAGGUUUGGGCCCAAAUCUCGUUGGUGUUAUUCCAGCGAGAAGCAUUAAUUUCUUCACAUACGGGACGACCAAAGAUAUCUAUUCCAGAGCGCUCAAUAACGGCCAAGAAGCGCCAUGGAUUCAUUUGCUAGCUGCCGCGACGGCCGGUUGGGCAACCUCUACAGCGACAAAUCCAAUCUGGCUCAUUAAGACUAGAUUGCAACUGGAUAAGACUGGAUCGACAAGACAGCAUAAAAACUCAUGGGCGUGCUUCAAUGAUAUUAUAAAGAAUGAGGGCGUGAAGGGGCUUUAUAAAGGGUUAAGCGCCUCUUAUUUGGGAUCUGUCGAGGGAAUCUUACAGUGGCUUCUUUACGAGCAAAUGAAACAUGUCAUCAAGAUGCGUUCGUUACAGAAGUUUGGUAAUGCGGGAGAAUCCGAGAAGACCACUGGCGACAAAAUUAAGGAAUGGUGCCAAAGAUCUGGUAGUGCUGGAUUGGCCAAAUUCGUGGCCAGUAUCAUCACAUAUCCACAUGAAGUUGUGCGUACGCGACUCAGACAAGCUCCUUGCCAAAAUGGGAAGCCGAAAUAUACUGGAUUGAUACAAUCAUUCAGAGUCAUUAUAAAAGAGGAGGGGCUCGUCUCCAUGUAUGGAGGACUGACGCCACAUUUACUCAGGACGGUGCCCAAUAGCAUCAUCAUGUUCGGAACUUGGGAAUUGGUAAUAAAGCUGUUGUCGGAUAAAUGA